Molecule: messenger RNA, 3147 nt
Organism: Pestalotiopsis fici W106-1
Lineage: Eukaryota; Fungi; Ascomycota; Sordariomycetes; Amphisphaeriales; Sporocadaceae
Exons: 1
Coding region: 1-3147 (1048 amino acids)
Biological process (GO): mismatch repair; nucleotide-excision repair
Cellular component (GO): XPC complex; cytoplasm; nucleotide-excision repair factor 2 complex
Molecular function (GO): single-stranded DNA binding; damaged DNA binding
Source: RefSeq, a predicted model, not a curated record
AUGCCGCCUCAUCUACCUCGCAAGAGGCUACGCACGCCGUCGCCCGAAGGUGGCAAUGGGGCCAAGAAGGCAGGCAAGAGCUCCAAGUCAAGCACACCCAAUGGAGUUGUGCCACCGAGGAAAUCCACGGUGUUUGAGGAUCUCAAUACUAGCGACAAGAAAAGAUCUGCCGACAAGACGAAAUCUGCAUUGCAGAAAAUGGUGGACGAUGACGACAGUAGCUCACUUAGCUCACUAUCAGACUCUGAUGUCGAAUUUGAAGACGUACCAUCAGCCAAGAGGCAAAAGGUUGAUGCGCAAUCUGUGAAAGAGUCGGACGAUGAAGAUGACGAUGAGGAUAUUGAGUUCGAGGACGUUCCGAACCAUGAACCUCAGCUCGAAGUGGAGCCUGUCAUCUCGGGUGAUCUAGAACUCACAUUGUACCGGAAUAGUCAUGUACCUUUGGCAUCUGAGAUGUCGAAGAAGGGACCAUCGAAGCGCGAAAAGCAAAUACGUAAUGUUACGCACUGCAUUCACGUCCAAUAUCUUCUUUGGCAUAACGCAACUCGCAACUCUUGGCUCUGUGACCCAGAAGUUCAGGCGACCAUGAUAUCACAUCUGACGCCACGACUCUGGGAGGAAGUUGACCGUUGGCGCACCAAUAGUGGACUUGAAAAGGAUGACGCUGUGGAGGAAAAAGCAGCGCCAACAUCAAAGUCUGGAGCUCGUGGAAAAUCGACCACCAAAGGAAAGACGGCCAGGUCGAGAGGAAAGCAACCAGCUUCCAAGUCUACCAGAGAUUGGAGCGAUGCUGCUGAUCGACUUGAAAAUGGUGUCCCCAAUAUGUCCCAUGGUGAUCCUCUUUUUAGGCUCAUGAAGUCUCUAUCUGCGUGGUGGAAACAGAGAUUCACAACUACAGCGCCAGGACUGCGAAAGAAAGGCUACAUGGAUGUGAGGAGACUAGCCAAGUGGAGGGUUGCAUUCGAAGAGGAAGAGCACGACCCUGAAAGGUUUGGUGAGAAAAUCCAUAAUUUGGAAGAUUUCAGAACGCAUGCGCGAAAGUGCGAAGGCAGUCGAGAUGUGGGUGCGCAACUCUUCACGGCCUUGUUGAGAGGCAUUGGUCUCGAAGCUCGAAUGGUUGCAAACCUACAGUCAUUAGGGUUUGGUUGGAGCAAAUCCGAGGAGGCAGAUGAAGAAAAGGCUGUGGGCGAUGCCUCGACUAAUGGCACCGCGACUCCUAUCAAGACGAACGCCAAAAAGUCUCAGGCGGCCGCAAAGACAAGAAAGACGCCAGCGCGUCCCACGAGUCGCCGGACCAGGAAGAACGACAAGGAUUCACUCAAAAUGGACUUGGACGAUUCAGACGAAUAUCUAGAGCCUAUUAGUGAUGACGAUAGUGACGACAAUUCCGUUGUCGAUGUCACGGCAGAUUUCAAAAAGCCCAAAGCCGCACUCAAGAUUUACGACAAAGAUCUCGACUUUCCUAUCUACUGGACCGAAGUAUUGUCUCCUGUUACGAAGAAGUGGCUACCAGUUGAUGCUAUAGUAAAGUCCAUCGUUGGCACCAAUCGAGAACUCGUUGAAUCAUUGGAGCCUCGCGGUGCCAAAGCAGACAAGGCAAAACAGAUCAUGGCAUAUACCGUUGCUCAUUCCCAGGAUGGCACUGCCAAGGAUGUCACGGUUCGGUAUCUGAGAAAACAACUCUUUCCAGGUCGCACCAAGGGCUCUCGUAUGGGAGUCGAGAAGAUCCCCAUCUACAACAGACAUGGCAAGAUCAAGCGCUACGAAAAGUUUGACUGGUUCAAAUUUGCCCUCAGCGGAUACGUCCGUGGCACACUCAAGUACCCAGUCACUGAGUUGGAUCAAUGGGAAGAUGCUACAGAUUUGAAGCCGGCAGUCCCAGAGAAGAAGGAAGUCAAGGAAGGGGAGGAGACUUUGCAGUACUUCAAGAGUUCCAAGGAAUUUGUUCUUCAAAGGCACCUCAAGCGCGAAGAAGCCCUCCUACCCUCGGCAAAACCAGUCAAGGUCUUCCGCAACAAGGUCAAGGGCGGUAAAGUUGAGGAGGAGGAUGUGUACCUACGCAAGGAUGUUGUCGCUGUCAAGUCUGCCGAGACAUGGCACAAGCAAGGCCGGGCACCUGUGCUAGGGGCUGAGCCGUUGAAACAUGCUCCCUAUCGAGCGGCGACCACGAAUAGACGCAGAGAAAUCGCGGAAGCUGAAGCCAGGACUGGAGAAAAGGUACUACAACCUCUCUACAGCGAGGAGCAGACGGACUGGAUCAUCCCGCCACCGAUUGAGAAUGGCGUGAUUCCGAAGAAUGACUAUGGCAACAUUGAUAUGUUUGCAGAGCACAUGUGUCCCGAAGGAGCCAUUCAUUUGCCUUACCGUGGUGCCGUUCGGGUUUGCAAGCGGCUAGGCAUUGACUACGCCGAAGCCGUAGUUGGUUUCGAGUUUGGGCAUCGAAUGGCAGUCCCCGUCAUUCAAGGAGUGGUAGUGGCCGAGGAACAUGAAGACAAGGUGCUCGAAGAGAUUGAAAAGGACGAGGCCGAGCGAAAGAGAAAAGAGGACGAGAAGAGGCGCAAGGCGGCUCUAGGAAUGUGGAGAAAACUGCUCAUGGGCAUGCGCAUUGCAGCUAGAAUAGAAAAAGAAUACGGCCAUCUAGAGGACAAACAGACGAAGACCAUUGUCGACUUACGGGGAAGCGAUGAAGACGAUGCAGGAGAAGGUGGAUUCAUGAAGAUGUCCGAACACGACGAGGAUAUGGCGGGAGGGUUCUUGCCAGAAGGUUACGACGAGGAGGAGCCGGGCGAUCAACCAAAGCAAACAUCAAGUUAUUUCUCAGGCGCUCAUGAUGCCGAGGGCGUGGAUACCCUUGAAGUCGACCACGGCGAUUCGGUCGAGAAACCCAGAGACUUCUCCGGACUUGCCAUAUCACGGUAUCAUGAAGGAAGCCCAGAAGACAAGGGCGAUGAGGAAGAGAACAACGAAGACAUGGAGGACGAGGACAUCAAGCCACCGAAAAGAGCACAGCGAAAGGUUGCAAAACCUAAAGCAAAAGCAAAAGCUAAACCUCGGGCCACGAACCGACGACGAACUCGAACAACACAAAUCAAAUCAUCGGAAGACGACGACGACGAUGAUGAUUUUGAGCUAUCUGACUCGGAGUAA